AUGGAUCCGGGUAAAAAAGGAAAAGUCAAACUAACUGACCAGAAAGCUAAGAAAAAAACAAAAUUACCUAAUGAAAGAAGAAAUUCAGUCAAAUUAGUUUCUGUCAAGUCGAGUGGGGAUAAAAGUGAGGACAAACGGACAAAUUCGAACGGUACGUCAAUUGGCCUAUCUGAUGAUAAAGAAACUGUUGAAAUGGUCGGUGAUAACUGUACUACAGCUACACAUGUUCAUUUGGACACGACAACAGGUGAUCAAAAAGAAAUCCUGGGUAGUUCUGACAAGAUUAUGUCCAGUGGGAAAAUAUCGGUCAGCACAGAAACGGGUGAACACAACGACAUCCCAAAUAAGAAUAACAGCCCAAAUUCGGCCAAAGUCAUGACGGACGAGACUGGGCGGAUCAAAAUACCAAAACGAGUACAAAGUGCCACGAGCGAAGGAAGCAGCACCGACGAUGUUGGCGCUGAAAUUAUCACUUUGAAUAUAGGAGGAUUUAAACACCAGACAAAACUAGAAACCAUUUCUCAAUUUCCAAGUACCAGAUUAGCUAAAUUAGCCGAUUCGGCAAGGCUGACUGGAAAACGAGAGUAUUUUUUUGACCGCCAUCCCACCUUAUUUGGGUACAUUUUGAAUUUUUACCGAGUAGGGAAAUUACAUGUGCCUAUCAGUCUUUGUGGUCCCCUAUUAAGAGAGGAACUUGAUUUCUGGGAAAUUGACGAUAAAGAUAUAGAACAAUGCUGUUGGGUUCAUUACAUCAGUUUCGAAGAUACGCUUGAAAUGAUCGAGAAAUUUGAACAGGAUGAUAAGCGUGCAAAGAACUCUGCACGAAAUGUGGGACCAGACGAUCCUUGUUGGUACCGCUACAGGCCCAAAAUGUGGAGAGCCUUACAGGACCCUUAUUCCUCCAAAGGGGCCACGAUGUAUGCCGUUACGUCACUGCUGGUAGUACUUUUGUCAAUUUCCGUCUUCAUCCUCGAGACGCUUCCGUACUUUGAAGCACUCACAGUGCAUGCCACAAGCUCACGUUCAAACAUCACGAGCGAGAUGUUACGUAAGGAGUUGGAUAUAUUCUAUGACAUCACACCCUACGAUACACUGCUUAUUAUAGACAAUUCGUGUAACGUGUUCUUCUUCUUAGAGUUUCUAGUGAAGCUGCUGACGGCACCGUCCAAGAAAGACUUUCUCACCACACCACUGACCAUUAUAGAAGCCAUAUGCAUCGUCCCAUACUACAUUGCUGUGGCAAUCGUCUUUCUGCACCCGGACCCUAUAAAACUGUUUACGUUCAUAAGGGUGCUUUUCGCCUUUCGUGUCCUUCGAAUAUUCAGGAUUUUUAUCCUGAUGAAACACUUCUUGGCUUUGAAAAUCUUGAUAUACACAAUCAAGGCGAGCACAAAAGAACUGUUUUUGUUGCUCCUAGUUGUGAUAAUUGGCGUAGUUAUAUUUGCCUGUAUCGAAUAUUAUAUGGAAAUAUUCUCAACCGAAGAGAGCGACUUCAAACACAUCCCGCUUGCCUUUUGGUGGGCUAUCGUUACCAUGACGACCGUCGGUUAUGGUGAUAUGACGCCAAAAUCUGGACUUGGUUUUCUUGUUGGAUCGUUAUGUGCCAUUUCUGGUGUCUUGGUCAUUGCCCUGUCUGUUCCUGCCAUUGUCAAUAAUUUCACAUUGUAUUACACGCAUGCGCAGUCACGAGAAAAACUUAAACAGCGGAAGAGGAAAUUUCAGAAACAAAGAUGGAAUAAGCUGAUGUCUACAACUGUGUUCAAAAUCAAAUUCAAUAAAACAGAAGAUAGGGGUCAUUCGGGGUUUAAGACAAUGGUCAACGGUUUGAUGCAAACUGGGGAAAAGGCGCCGAAAAUUAAUUCUGUGACACCAAUGAACUCGGAAGUCGGCUCCGAACAACCAACCACUUGCAGUUUUGAUACUGCAAAGUCGAUCCAAGAUUUGACGGAAACGACAGAUGGAGAAGACACACAGACAAAUCGCGAUAAUACCGUGAUCAACGAUGUGAAGGAAUCUUCAAAUGAAGAAAACCCAACGGACGAUGUAGACUCUUCUGUGUCGGAGGUAAAACCACAAAUUAUCGAAUAG
Ylistrum balloti is the source of this 2088-nucleotide messenger RNA. RefSeq names its product potassium voltage-gated channel protein Shaw-like. Gene Ontology annotation, biological process: protein homooligomerization; potassium ion transmembrane transport. The record is from RefSeq and is a predicted model, not a curated record. The transcript is spliced from 2 exons. Gene Ontology annotation, molecular function: protein binding; delayed rectifier potassium channel activity. Lineage: Eukaryota; Metazoa; Mollusca; Bivalvia; Pectinida; Pectinidae. Bases 1 to 2088 code for a protein of 695 amino acids. Gene Ontology annotation, cellular component: voltage-gated potassium channel complex; membrane.